This is a messenger RNA of Macrosiphum euphorbiae (potato aphid), 333 nucleotides long. The record is from the annotation of a GenBank genome assembly. NCBI's taxonomy places the organism in Eukaryota, Metazoa, Arthropoda, Insecta, Hemiptera, Aphididae.
AUGAGUAGAAGAAGUCGUGCAUAUUUUAUUGGUUUGAUGCGCAUCAUCCCCGUCGGUGGCAAGAAAACCGUCAGCAGGAAAAGUAUGAUAAUAUGUCAAAGAAAAUACGCGUUUUGUCAAAUCCCCGUUUUGUUUGUGAAAACGCCUGUUGCUCCGGCACGUUUAAGUACUCAAAUGUACAUGGACUUCGGUGGAAAGUCAGUUCUCUAUCGAAACCAUCCGAUAAGCGCCAGUGUACUUUUUUACUCCAUUCCCCAACACCACCACACCCUACUCUCGUUGACGUUUAAGUUUUUUUGCAGUCCAACAGACGAGAAAAACGUUCGCAUAUAA